Molecule: messenger RNA, 393 nt
Organism: Mesitornis unicolor (brown roatelo)
Lineage: Eukaryota; Metazoa; Chordata; Aves; Mesitornithiformes; Mesitornithidae
Product: succinyl-CoA:3-ketoacid coenzyme A transferase 1, mitochondrial-like
Exons: 3
Cellular component (GO): mitochondrion
Molecular function (GO): succinyl-CoA:3-oxo-acid CoA-transferase activity
Source: RefSeq, a predicted model, not a curated record
UGUUGAUAAUUUUGGACUUGGUCUUCUGCUUCAGACUAAGCAGAUAAAACGUAUGGUGUCAUCGUAUGUUGGAGAGAACGCUGAAUUUGAACGGCAGUACUUAUCUGGAGAGCUUGAGGUUGAGCUCACACCUCAGGGUACGCUCGCUGAACGUAUUAGAGCAGGAGGAGCAGGAAUCCCAGCAUUUUACACGAGCACUGGCUAUGGGACGCUAGUGCAGGAAGGGGGUGCACCUAUCAAAUACAACACAGAUGGCACCAUUGCCAUUGCCAGCCAGCCAAGAGAGGUGCGAGAGUUUGAUGGCCGUCACUUUAUUCUGGAGAAGUCAAUUACAGGAGAUUUUGCUCUUGUGAAGGCAUGGAAGGCCGAUCGUGCAGGAAACAUCAUUUUCAG